Messenger RNA from Helianthus annuus (common sunflower), 2228 nucleotides. Its product is annotated as putative UPF0481 protein At3g02645. The record is from RefSeq and is a predicted model, not a curated record. The transcript has 3 exons. NCBI's taxonomy places the organism in Eukaryota, Viridiplantae, Streptophyta, Magnoliopsida, Asterales, Asteraceae. Bases 117 to 1898 code for a protein of 593 amino acids.
CGUCUUGCAUAUCAUAACUACCAAAUAAUAUGUGUCCACAUGUAUAUCCUGGAAACCUCUUGUUUUUUUCACAUUUCACAUUUUGUUAUUAAACUAAUUAAUCUACUAGUGUGGAUAUGUUAUAUAUAUGUGUGUGGCUAGAGCAAAACACCAGUAAUACACCAUCCAAACCUUCAAUAUUCAAUGCCAUAUCCAUGAACUCCUCCCACGGUUUCUUAAUGGACAUAGACGAAGACAAAUGGGUUGAAGGCGUGCGUAAAUCGCUUGUUGAACAAGAUGAAGAAAUCGGUAAAAUUCCCGUUUGUAUCUUCACCGUCCCUAAAAUACUUCUCGCCACAGAUCCUAAUUCCUACAUCCCACAACAAGUUGCAUUAGGCCCAUUCCACCAUUGGCGCCCUGAGGUCUAUGACAUGCAAAGGUACAAGCUUGCCGCUGCACGAAGAACCCAGAAAUACAUGAAUGUUAGCUUCGAACGGAUAGUGGAUAUAAUGAAGAAACAUGACGAGCUUCGAAUUCGAGCUAGCUACCAUAAGCUUCUGGAGAUCUCCGGUGACACACUAGUGUGGAUGAUGGCGGUUGACAUGGCGUUUUUACUUGAGUUUCUCAUGGUGUAUUCCAUGAAACAAGAGGGUCAGACACUCACGAGAGUUACAUCCUCAAUGUCUCAUUUGGUGGACGCUACAGGGAAGAAACUAUCUCACGUGGCGAUUCUUCGUGAUUUGGUGAUGUUGGAAAACCAAAUCCCGUUGUUCUUGAUCAAGAAUAUGUUGGAGCAUCAACGUAAGGAGAGCGAUGAUAAGUCUCCUGGAGAGAAACUGAAGUCGAUGUUGAUGGGGUUGUACCAUGAGUUGUCCCCUUUUCAUGAACAAGAAUUGGCUGAUGUUGAUAUCGACGACUGUGAUCAUAUUCUCGACUUUCUCUACCACAUGACCGUGCCGAACAAUAAAGAGCUUCAUAUAGAUGAGGUGAUUGAGAUCGAGUAUGAAGGUAUUACUGAGGAAGCAUGUGAUGGAGAUCAUCAAGAGGAGUCUUUUGCAAAACCUAGUGAUCUUCGACGGUUCACAAAUUACAUAUGGAAAAUCCUCUCCAAAUCAAACGCUGGUAUGAUAAGAAUUUCCAAGAGAAUUAUUUUCGGGAGACCAGUCAUUUUGGUAACCAAACUUCCCUGGAGGAUCAUAUCCAGCCUUCCAAUACUAAAGCUCUUGAAAGAACCCAUCGAACAAAUGUUCAAAAAUUUUCGCGGUGAAGAAGGACAAGAGAAAUCAAACGACGAAAGUGGUGAGUCGAAAACGCCAAAAAUAGAAGAGAUAACUAUCCCGUCGGUUACUGAAAUGGCUAAAGCCGGAAUCCUUUUCUCACCGGUUAAUGGUGGAAUAUCGGACAUUAGUUUUGAUGUCAAAACAGUUACAUUGUACCUCCCAGUGGUGGAACUGGAUGUGAACACAGAGGUAUAUUUGAGAAACCUGGUGGCGUACGAAGCAUGCGUUGCAGCGGGACCAUUAGUCAUGGCUCGUUACACCGAGUUAAUGAAUGGGAUAAUCGACACAGAAGAGGACGCAAAGUAUUUGCGGGAAAGAGGGAUAGUUUUGAACCAUUUGAAGAGUGAUAAAGAGGUUGCUGACUUGUGGAAUGGGAUGAGUAAAUCUGUGAAGUUGACGAAAGUGCCGAAGAUGGAUAAAGUGGUUGCAGAUGUGAAUAAGAUGUAUGGUGAAACAUGGAGAGUGAAAUCAUCCAAGUAUUUGAGGACAUAUGUGUUUGCAUCUUGGCAGCUUUUAACGUUGUUGGCUGCUUUGUUUAUGUUGUUCUUGACGACGUUACAAGCUUUUUGCUCAGUGUAUGUAUGCGCUCGAGUGUUUCAUCAGCUCCCCGAAAUUCCUGGAUCUGAAGGAGCGACAUGAAUUUACUAUGUGUGUUCAUCUUUAACUUUGUCAUUGGCAGUCGGGGGGUCAUCAUAAGCUUCUUUUCUUUACAUGUUAAAAAUUAGGAGUCCAUUUUAUGUUUGUUUCUUUAACACUCUGAUUUUCUAUAUAAACAUUCAAUGAAUUCUGGUGAUCGGAGAGUCAACUGACCCUCUUGACCCCCCUCUGGUUCCGCCCCUGUUUGUCAGGAUUUGUAGUCUUCUAUCUGGUUUAGAGUACUCUAGCCUUGUAUUUCCUUUUGAAUGCUAUCAUGUCAAAAACUACUUAAUGGUGUUCAAGAUAUGUAAUUACAACUUUGGUAUGAUGAUA